AUGCUUUUAUUUUGCUUGCUUUCGAGAGUGAAACAAUUUACCAGUAUUGACAAAGAAGAAAUCAAUAAACUUGUUGGCUACCAAUCAUUCUUUUCGAAUCCAACCAGUAAAUUGUGUCAUUCCGAUUCGAACGGAGUGAAAUACCACCAGUUACUAUAUGAAUUCCUUUCCUACAUCAAAAAUUCCUCAAUUUAUGACGCUGACUUUGCAAAACAUUUAGAAGCUUACAGACCGAAACCUUACGAUAAGAUUAACCAAAUGGAUUACACUGGAAUUAGGGCUCUUCUUACUAUGAUUUCGUUGGGUGAUACACUGUCUUCUCACCAAGACUACAUUUGCCAGCUAAUUGGCAAAGGGUAUAUUCCAAAGAUUCUACAGCGCCUAAAGGAGGUUAGUCAGUAA
Messenger RNA from Trichomonas vaginalis G3, 402 nucleotides. RefSeq lists its product as uncharacterized. Bases 1 to 402 code for a protein of 133 amino acids. NCBI's taxonomy places the organism in Eukaryota, Parabasalia, Trichomonadida, Trichomonadidae. The record is from RefSeq and is a predicted model, not a curated record. The transcript has a single exon.